AUACGGUCAUAUCCAUUUUCACACCCUUCGAAGCCAGUGCGUUCUUUAAUAGUUAUAAAGGCCUCGUUAUGGACGGACCUCAGAAUACUGCAAUCACGAUCAGAGCCUCAUAUUAUUUCAAUACAAAACGGAAGAUCCCUUAUUUGGAGGAGGUUCUUGCGAUCAAUGUUGUAAAUGACAACGAAAUUGUUAUCACAGCCAAGCUUCAAACCCUCAAAAUGCCAGGAACUAUCGUCGUUGAUCAUCUUCCAAAAACCAUCAACUGA
This is a messenger RNA of Ambispora gerdemannii, 266 nucleotides long. The record is from the annotation of a GenBank genome assembly. NCBI's taxonomy places the organism in Eukaryota, Fungi, Glomeromycota, Glomeromycetes, Archaeosporales, Ambisporaceae.